Molecule: messenger RNA, 3328 nt
Organism: Macrosteles quadrilineatus (aster leafhopper)
Lineage: Eukaryota; Metazoa; Arthropoda; Insecta; Hemiptera; Cicadellidae
Product: nephrin-like
Exons: 15
Coding region: 109-2550 (813 amino acids)
Molecular function (GO): protein binding
Source: RefSeq, a predicted model, not a curated record
AAAAACGAUGUAGUUGUUUUAUAUUACAAAAUAAACUUGCAUCUAUUCGCUGACAAAGCCAAUGUGAAGUAUCUUGACGUAGUAUAUUUAAGUGUACUGUGCUGUGCAAUGGAACGUCCCUGGCAUAUCAUCGCACUUGUGAUAGCUAACAUCGUCUGCACUCUGGGGAAAAUCACUCACGAGGAAAUAGUGUCGAUGUCCUCAGCGGAGGCGGUGGCCGGGGGUGUGGCCAAGCUACCCUGUGACCUCAGUCCUCCACUCGUGGGAGAUAAGGUCCACCUAGUCAUCUGGUACAAGGAGUCUAUAGAUCUCCCCAUCUACAGCUACGACGUCCGCGGCAAGUCGGCCGAGGGUCCCCGCCAUUGGUCCGAGAACACCGUCCUCGGCAGCAGAGCGUUCUUCCGCACCAACGACGCGCCAGCCAAGCUCACCCUUGAGAGUGUGAAGGAGUCCGACGCGGGUGUCUACCGCUGCCGCAUCGACUUUAAGAAGUCACCAACCAGGAACACCCAGGUCAACCUUACAGUCAUCAUUCCACCAGAUCAAGUAACAAUACUUGAUGAGAAGGGUGAUCACAUUCCGGACUACAUGUUGGGGCCUUACAACGAAGGAUCGUCAAUAGACAUCACCUGUAUAUCUACAGGAGGUCGUCCUGUGCCACGAGUGACGUGGUGGCAAGAGAACGCGUUGCUCGACGACUCGUACGAGGUCCUGGCAGAACGGAGAGUCAAGAAUAUACUGAGUCUAGAGAAGGUGGAGCGAAGACAUCUACACAUGGUCUUCACCUGCCAGGCCUCCAAUAACAAUCUGGUGGCUCCAAUAUCUAAUGCCAUCACUCUAGAUCUCAACUUGCGACCGCUGUGGGCGAAGCUGGUUGGUGACAACAGGCCGCUGUCUUCAGAGCAAACCUACGAGAUCAGCUGUCAAGUGGGUGGUGCCAGGCCUCCCCCUACCAUCACUUGGUACAAGGGUAGUACGCUGCUCAGGAACACCAGGGAGAUGACGACAGGUAACGGCAACAUCACAGUCUCCACCCUGACAUUUUCUCCUGUCAUGGAGGACUCCGGCAAGACCCUCGUAUGUCGCGCCUCCUCUGCUACUAUACCUGGCAGUGAGCUGGAGGACUCCUGGAUCCUCAACAUCUUUCAUGUGCCUUUGGUGACGUUGGAGCUCGGAAGCAAUUUGAACGCUAGCACAAUACGAGAAGGGGUCGAUGUGUACUUUGAGUGUAACAUUAAGUCAAACCCUUGGGUCUACCGGGUCAGUUGGCGGCACAAUGGUGUGACCCUGGUCAACAACGCCAGUGCAGGAACCAUCGUGCAGAACCAGAGUCUGGUGCUGCAGAGCGUGUCCAGGGCGAGGGCCGGGCUGUACACGUGCGUGGGUAGCAACCAGGAGGGCGAUGGCGAGAGCAACCCCGUGCCUCUAGACGUCAAAUUCGCGCCAGUCUGUAAGCCUAACCAGCAGACGGUGGUGGGGGUGGCGCGGCACGAGGUGGCCAAAGUGUUGUGCGAGCUAGAGGCCAACCCUCCAGACAUCUCGUUCACCUGGAGGUUCAACAACAGCGGAGAGACGUGGGACUUGCCCCACAGCCACGUCGCCUCAGAGAAGACCCGCAGCAUCGCCUCGUACACGCCCAGGACCGAGGUGGAGUACGGCACGCUGCUAUGCUGGGGCAGGAACGAGCUGGGUUCUCAGCAGCAUCCAUGUGUCUUCCAUAUCAUACCGGCGGGAAGGCCGGAUCCUUUGGAGAACUGCACGAUACAGAACCAGACUGCAGAUUCGCUGCAUGUGGAGUGUGAUGAAGGCUUCAACGGUGGUCUGCCUCAAGAGUUCGUCAUGGAGGUGUACGAUUCUCAGUCUCAGGUGUUGGUCAGUAACGUGUCCAGCCACGCGAGUGUGUUCCUGGCCUCAGGUCUACCGUCAGGACUAGGCUUUGACAUCAUCGUGUACUCCAUCAACAGCAAGGGCCCAAGUGACGUCACCCACCUCAGUGCGCACACGCUCAAGUCAGCUGCGCGCCGCACGGGCCAGACAGCGAUCCCGGAAGCCAUAGAGCUGACGCCUCUCCUAGGUGUUCUAGGAGGUAUUGUGGUCACCCUCAUAGUGAUCGCUUGUGGCAUCGUGCUAGUGCUGAGACUAAGAGGCAAGGACUGCGAUGAGAAACACAACAAGACAAUCAUGGCUCCUGACCUCAAACGGUCCAACGAGAGCAUGGACAGUCUCGAAAAGAACCCUGAUAUUAUCCCUCAAAACACAGAUUAUCACGAAGACGAACGGGCGUUUGAAAAAUUGAAUUCAAGGCUCUAUCCUUCAAAUCUGAUAACUAUUGAGGGGAGGAGAAAAACAGGGAAAGAGGAGGUGACGUACGCAGAGCUACAGCUAGGGGGCGCAGGUGGCCUGUACGGCCCCAUGGUGACGUCAUCUCGGCCCCCUAUACACGGCGCAGGCGCAGAUGAGCAGACAGUUUACGCGCAGAUAGACGCGUCGCUCUGUCACGUGACCGCCGAGACGCCUCUCAUCAGCCACGCGAGAGAGAGCACGGUAUAGCUUGUAUAUGUGUUGCAUGGUGAGCACGUUGGAGCGUCAAAACCGUGACAUCCGUGGACCUCCCCCGACUGUGAGCGCCACUCGCUUCUGACAGCCCCCGGAGCGGCCCUGGACUACGACGGAGCUGCUCUGAAUAGCUGCCACUAGAGUAGUAACAGUGAUAUCAUGUCUAGGUGAGCACGUUGGAGCGUCAAAACCGUGACAUCCGUGGACCUCCCCCGACUGUGAGCGCCACUCGCUUCUGACAGCCCCCGGAGCGGCCCUGGACUACGAUGGAGCUGCUCUGAAUAGCUGCCACUAGAGUAGUAACAGUGAUAUCAUGUCUAGGUGAGCACGUUGGAGCGUCAAAACCGUGACAUCCGUGGACCUCCCCCGACUGUGAGCGCCACUCGCUUCUGACAGCCCCCGGAGCGGCCCUGGACUACGACGGAGCUGCUCUGAAUAGCUGCCACUAGAGUAGUAACAGUGAUAUCAUGUCUAGGUGAGCACUUUGGAGCGUCAAAACCGUGACAUCCGUGGACCUCCCCCGACUGUGAGCGCCACUCGCUUCUGACAGCCCCCGGAGCGGCCCUGGACUACGACGGAGCUGCUCUGAAUAGCUGCCACUAGAGUAGUAACAGUGAUAUAAUGUCUAGGUGAGCACUUUGGAGCGUCAAAACCGUGACAUCCGUGGACCUCCCCCGACUGUGAGCGCCACUCGCUUCUGACAGCCCCCGGAGCGGCCCUGGACUACGACGGAGCUGCUCUGAAUAGCUGCCACUAGAGUAGUAACAGUGAU